Rodentolepis nana is the source of this 307-nucleotide messenger RNA. The record is from the annotation of a GenBank genome assembly. Lineage: Eukaryota; Metazoa; Platyhelminthes; Cestoda; Cyclophyllidea; Hymenolepididae.
AUUAAUAUUAAGAGCCAUUUCCUCUGUUAUCAGCUCCAUUGGGGUAGCGCUUUCGAUAACGCUCAACAACUUCUGGAUCAACAAGAUAAGUGCCAUCCAAUUGAUUACCCAAAGUAAUCCAAUUGGCUUGGAGAUUGUGCGGCCGUCCAAACAACUCCAAUUUUCGAGUUCCAGGGGAGAGUCGUUCAAUAAGACCAUAGAUUUCAUCUGGCUUCCUGGAGGUUUCUCGAACCUCUGCGACAAUCACAUCACAAUCGAGACCACGGUUGCUACGGCAACGUGCAGCAUCACCCUUCACACCGACUAG